UUUCAUUUACUACAGCAGCAGCAUUUCUUUAUCACGUAGAAACUAAGAGAUGCUGUUGAAAUUGUCCUUCUUUCUCUUUUAUCUCAUUGAUUGAGAGGUUAAGAGUAAAAAACAAACAAACUGUCACAGCUCGGGGCAGCGGCCGUGUGAGGUGAGGAAAGGAGGACUCAAAUGCAGUACUUAGUCAGAUGUGAGGGUGAUUUAUUAAGAAUACCAAACAUAAAGUGGAGAUGGCAAAACUGAACCAAGGAUGAACUAAACUGGGAAAAACUAAACCAAAGUGCAGCAAACCUGAACAUGGAGGGAGGACAGCAGGGAGAGCACGCAGGGUGACACAGAGGAAGAACACAGACGACGCGACGAGGAACUGAGGGAAACACACACUAUAAAUACACAGAGGGACACUGGGCAAUCACAUACAGGUGGGAGACACAGCUGGACCUGAUUAACCUGACGAGACAGGGGAACACUAACACCAGGGACCAACAGAGGGAGCACAAAGGAGAGACGCAGAUGGGAAAUGCCUCCGAAACAUUUCUGCUCAUGUCUAAAAUAUCAAAAGACAAUGACUUCAUCAUGGGAACUCUCUACACCAUUUUUGGUGUGCUGUCGGUGCUUGGGAAUGGCAUCCUGCUGUUUGUGGCCUAUAGAAAGAAGUCCUCCUUGAAGCCAGCAGAGUUCUUUGUGGUAAACCUGUCCAUCAGUGACCUGAGCAUGACCGUAACCUUGUUUCCACUUGCAAUACCUUCAACCUACACACACAUGUGGUUGUUUAAUAAGACAGCCUGUACUGUGUAUGCCUUUUGUGGUGUUUUGUUUGGCCUGUGCAGUCUGACCAACCUAACGGUGCUCUCCUGUGUCUGCUGGCUCAAGGUCUGCUGUCCUAACUACGGUAACAAGUUUUCAUAUGUCCAUGCAUGCCUGCUGGUUGCAGGCAUCUGGUGCUACGCUGGAGUCUUUGCUGUCGGUCCCCUGUCGGGCUGGGGAGAGUACGGGCCUGAGCCUUAUGGUACAGCAUGCUGCAUCAACUGGCAUGCACCGAACUAUAAUUCUGCAGCUAUGAGCUACAUCAUCUGUCUCUUCUUCUUCUGCUAUAUUUUGCCCUGCACUAUAAUUUUUCUCUCCUACACAUUCAUCCUGCUGACUGUCCGUGGCUCACACCAGGCUGUACAGCAGCACAUGUCCCCACAGAACAAGAUCACCAAUGCACAAACGCUUAUCGUUAAGCUUUCAGUGGCAGUUUGCAUCGGUUUCCUGACAGCAUGGAGUCCAUAUGCUAUUGUGUCCAUGUGGGCAGCGUUUGGUAACUCAACAACUGUACCACCUAUAGCUUUUGCUGUGGCAGCUAUCUUUGCCAAGUCCUCCACCCUUUACAACCCUAUCGUCUACCUGGCUUUCAAGCCCAAUUUUCGCAAGUCCUUGUGUCGAGAUGUGGCGAAUUGCAGAAGGAGACUCUGUGGAUGUUUGUGCCAGGGUGGCUCUGCAGAGAAGGGAAUUUGCAGGCAGUCCCAUCACAAAGAAGAAUGCAACUCUACAAGGUUAUCCAAUGGGUUACCAGAGAACCACAGGACCUGCAGACACUGUCCUUGCCCAGAAACAGACAACGGUAAUAGAGAAAAUUUUAUAGACUACAGUCCUCAGCAAACCGCCAGGAUACUUCAAGGAUCCGUACACAGUGAAGUGGCUGUCAGCCAGCUCUCCAAUGAGAUGCAGAGUGACUUCCUCUAGAGGAACAAGUGGAACUAGACAACAAGUCACUGUAAAAAUGAAGUAUGAAGCAAAAAGUGGCACGAAUGAAGCCCAAAUAACAGUAAAUGCAAGUUGGGGGGAAAGUGAAAAUGUAAUCAAAAACAAAAAUGGUAAGACUGAUUAAAAAAAAAAAGUUUAAAACUACUUUCAUGCCUCAAAUAUGUGAUACUGCCAAAAAAAAAAAAAAAAGUGGUUAAAAGCCAAUACAGGAGGAUAAGCAAGCCAAACAUUUCACUGGUGUGUGCAUCAGCAUUUUAUCAGGUCAAAUUAACAAGUGUCAGCAACUAUCUGAUCGGUUCGAGUGUAAACUCAGACUCAACUAACCAAGACUGAAGAGUCACCAUGCAAGUCAUUUUACGCUGGACUUGGAGGGAGGAACUGACGAUGAAACUUCCUACUCCCUGAACCACAUUUUAUCUCUUUAUUACGAGUACUGUAUUUAAAUAUUAUGUAUUUAUGUAUGCCUCAAAUUGAAGGACCACAGGGUUAUUGUUGUUGUUGUCUUUGUUGUUGUAUCUAAAAUGAAAAGAGUGCUUUCACCUCAUUGUCGAGGACAAAUCAAAACCUCUACUCCUAUAGUUAAAGUAAACACUUUGGGUGUUAAUACAAAGCACUUAGGGAAAGAUUUGGCUUGGUGAGCCACCUUUUUGUCCAGAAGGUAUAUCUGCAGGGAGGAGAUGUUGUCUUCAAUUUACAUUUUUCCUAGUCACCUCUGUCCAGGCAAGAAGAUCGUGUUGGAGUGGAGAGUGUCAGCUGUUUAGGCAUUUCAGCCUUUUUUAUAGUAAGCCCUUUUUCAGUGACUCAAAAGUAAUUGGACUAACUAACAUAAUUUUAUUGUUUUCAAUACUUUGAUGAAAAUACUUUGCAGUCAAUCAUUGCCUGAAAUCUAGAACAUGGACGUCACCAGGUUGUUGAUUUCACCGGUCCUAAUGUUUUUCUGAUAUGUCCGUGUAGGUUCUCAGUAAUCCAGGUCAUGGUAGUCUAAGGAGAUUGGAAAGAAAGCAACUGGACUUCUUUGUGAAGAUCUUUCACCUGUCAUCCAAGAGGCUUCUUCAGUUCUGAACUUCAGAACUGAAGAGGUGAAAAGUCUUCAUGCAACAUCUUCACAAAACUUAAAGAAGUUCAGCCACUUUCUUUCCAAGCUCCUUAGACUAUCUCUCUGAUAGAUUUAAUAUUACUUUUUAGCCUAAUGUACAAUGAAAAUAUCGACAUUUAGAGUGAACAGCUACCAAAAAGCAUGUUCAGCAAUUAACUCCAAUUCUUUCAUCAGUCUUAAUUUGUCAUGUAGUAACGAUAGAACAGGUCUGAUCUGGGCAUGAAACCUUUUGACAGUAAAUCGUCCAGUUACAUUUGAGCCUCUAAAAUUGAGGGACAUAUAAAUUUGAAAAAAAUACAAUACAAUAAAAAUGACUGUAAUUUCUGAACUUAAACUUUAGGUUAUUGCAGUUACUUUUGUUAAACUUCUUGUCUGAUUUAAAACUCACCGUGAUGGUGUGCAGAGGCAAAAUUGCCAAAAAAAGAAAACACUGUCCAAAUACUUAUGGACACUACCUGUUUGGGAUCAGAACUACAUAUAAUUCUGUCAGUGAUUCUGUUUGGGUGGUUUUAGCAGUUUCUGAAGACCAGUUUGAAAGAGCAAAAAGAAAUUUCUUUGUGCAAAAUUUCUGCUGCAAAUGAAUUAGUAUCUUUUAUGACAUUAACUCUGGAAAAGACACAUUAAAAGGCUGAUUGUUGAUUUAUUUAUCUUGAAUACCGAGCCUGGGAUUAUAAAAUUGCCUUUGGGGGCAGAGCUGGAUCAUAUUUUCAUUCUUUUCAAAAGGAAGAAGGAAAAAUAAAUAAAUAAAAUGAAAAAAACAAAAACACCUGCAGCAUUAAGAACUUAAAAGCUUGUUUUUCAUAUUUUGGGUUAGGAUUUUUUUCAUGUCACAGAAGCAUCUCUACAAUGAAGCCCAACUAGCCAAGGAAAAAGUGAGAUGGUUAUUUGGUUUAAAACAAGCAUUUUAGGAAAACAAACUUUUUCAUGAACUUUGGUUGCCCUAAGGCUUGGAAAGAGGCUUUAAUUAGAGUACUAAAAAAAUGUUGUCCUGUUCCACAUUUCCACAAUAAACAGGUUAGUGUGUUAUUAUUCCUGGCUUCACUGAGCACCAAACCUGUGAGACUAAGACCCAAAAUUGUAAUAAAGCUGAACGAUCUUUUAAUCAGAUAACCUUUAAUGGAGCUUGUUUGUGUGUGCAUGAAAAGGGAGCAUAGAAAAAAUGUGUGGUUAUUUUAUUCUGUAGGUGAGUGUAUUUUUCUAAUGAGUGUGUGCAAAUUUGCUUUCAUGGGAAUAGUAAGUGUGCAGCUCCAGAGACAAGAAAGGAGAAAAAAAAAGACUGAAAUUGGCAGAUUUAAGAUGAUCAUCGAGCCAUUUUAACAAAAUGGGAGAAAAUAGCCUGCCUGUGGAUAGAACGCUUGCCUUUAGUAUUUCUUUUGCUUGUUUUUAAUGUGAGAGACACAAGGCAUUGCCUCGGCACCCAUCAACAUUAUUUUAAUUUAAAAAAAAGCAUAGUGAGCAUAGAUGAGGUUAACUGAAAUGUUUGUCCAACAAGCAAUUUUAUAACCCCUCCCCCCCAACAGCAUAGGCCAUCAACUCAAAAGUACAAAACGACCUGCCAUGGGCAAAAUUAAUUAGAUGUGCUGGAGUGCGACUUGUGAUUAACUGGCAUAACUUUGAUACCACGAUUCCUUUCUUACAGAAAGGCUGAGACCGAAGACUGCAGUUCUGUGCAGUUUACACACACACACACACACACACACACACACACACACACACACACACACACACACACACACACACACACACAAACUACAAAAGCA
Molecule: messenger RNA, 4605 nt
Organism: Oreochromis niloticus (Nile tilapia)
Lineage: Eukaryota; Metazoa; Chordata; Actinopteri; Cichliformes; Cichlidae
Gene: opn7b
Product: opsin 7, group member b
Exons: 6
Coding region: 514-1728 (404 amino acids)
Biological process (GO): G protein-coupled receptor signaling pathway
Cellular component (GO): membrane
Molecular function (GO): G protein-coupled receptor activity
Source: RefSeq, a predicted model, not a curated record